UGGCAGUGGUGUUAACCGUCUGAAAAGCGGAGGUUUACGGGGAUCUAUGGCUGAAGAUUAACUGAAAACUUUUUCAACAAUUUGGAGGAGAUACACGUGAAUUACGCAUGGACCUUAUGGGAUUUCUGUGAUCUUUUGUGUACUUCUCCACUUUGGCGUACUUGAGUGACGUGACAAACACAAACUUUUAUUUUCCCAGAGUAUUAGCUAACAAUGCUAAUCAAACCCAUGUAACAUAGCGAGCUAGAAUAUUGCGUUACUUUAUACUGUAGAGCUAGGUGAGCAUUUGUACGAGUCCAGCUGCGUGUUUGUUUUUGUCGGGUGUGUUCGAUUUAAGCCAAAUAGUAAUUCGGAUGGAUGGGAAGAUUUUACCAAAGCCAGCAUUUCUCGCACCCUCUGCCUAAUUUGUGUUUGGUGUAAGUGCCUUUGCGAAUGGCUUAUACAUUGUCCAUUCUCCCACCACGUUAGAGAAUUACGUUAGGUGCCAACGCCUUAUUAUUUCUCUCCUGAUUUUCUUUUGUCGCUGCGCCUAAGUUUUACGAGCAACUUCUACGGCAAACCCUCAGAAGUUUAGACUGAAGAAGAACAUUUUUGUCCAUCACCUGGUUUCAACAAAUACUUUUAUACGGACUUGUGUUGAAAAUGGGUUGCACACUGAGCGCCGAGGAUAAAGCAGCCGUGGAGAGGAGUAAAAUGAUUGACCGAAAUCUGCGGGAGGAUGAGAAGAAAGCAUCCAGAGAGGUCAAACUGCUUCUUCUUGGUGCUGGCGAGUCGGGGAAGAGCACAAUAGUGAAACAGAUGAAGAUCAUCCAUGAAGACGGCUACUCGGAGGACGAGUGCAAGCAGUACAAGGUGGUGGUGUACAGCAACUCCAUUCAGUCCAUCAUCGCCAUCAUCAGGGCCAUGGGACGCCUCAAGAUUGACUUCGGAGACGCCGCAAGAGCGGACGAUGCCAGGCAGUUGUUUGUGUUGGCGGGCACGGCGGAGGAAGGCGUGAUGACGUCAGAGCUGGCGGGCGUGAUCCGGAGGCUGUGGAAGGACAGCGGCGUCCAGAACUGCUUCAGCCGCUCCCGAGAGUACCAGCUCAACGACUCCGCAUCCUAUUACCUGAACGACCUGGACAGGAUAUCUCAGCCGAGCUACGUGCCCACUCAGCAAGAUGUGCUGAGGACUCGAGUGAAGACCACAGGCAUCGUGGAGACACACUUCACCUUUAAGGAGCUCUACUUCAAGAUGUUUGAUGUGGGCGGGCAGCGGUCUGAGCGUAAGAAGUGGAUCCACUGCUUCGAGGGAGUCACCGCCAUCAUCUUCUGCGUGGCGCUCAGUGAUUACGACCUGGUGCUAGCCGAGGAUGAGGAGAUGAACCGCAUGCACGAGAGCAUGAAGCUGUUUGACAGCAUCUGCAACAACAAGUGGUUCACGGACACCUCCAUCAUCCUCUUCCUGAACAAGAAGGAUCUCUUCGAGGAGAAGAUCGCCAAAAGCCCCCUGACCAUCUGCUACCCCGAGUAUUCUGGCUCCAACAAUUACGAAGAGGCCGCCGCCUACAUCCAGUGUCAGUUUGAGGACCUGAACAGGAGGAAGGACCUGAAGGAGAUCUACACCCACUUCACCUGCGCCACCGACACCAAGAACGUCCAGUUCGUAUUCGACGCCGUCACGGACGUCAUCAUCAAGCACAACCUGCAGGAGUGUGGCCUUUACUGAACACAGGGCUCUCAGUGACUGGUAUCACCGUGAGACGAGAGAAAGAGAUGGAUUCGGUAGCGGGCGGCUAUCUUUCGAAAGGCCAGCGUAAGUAUGUUUGCAAAGUGGACCUACAGCAUGUAGACACGGUUACUUACCGCAUACUGCACUCAAGACACAGCUGUGCAAAUUCAAGUUUUCAAGUGUCUGGUUGUCUUUCUUUUUUUUAUUCUACAUCAGUGCCAUGUUUUUGUUGUUGUUUUGUUUUAAGAUUUCCUUCCUGUAUAUUGUAUUUUUUUGACAUACUUUUUAAUGUCACAUUCAGUCACUUUUUGUCAGGGUUUUUUAUAUCUCUACAUUCAACCGAAUCAGGCCAGACUGUGCCCAGAAUGACAACUGCAAAACAGAACUUCAAUUUCCACACCUUUUACAUUGUUUUAAUUAUGUUUUAGCUUAAUGUUACUCGUGCUUUUUUGUUUGUUUUAAAACUAGGUCUGCACAGCACAGCCUGUAACUGUAAUUAUUCAUUCAGCAGAUAAUAGUUACAAUGAUCCACUCUCUAGAUAAGUUAUUUAAAACCUUAUGUUUAAAAAUAAUACUUAUGGAAUCAUCUGUUUCGACCUUUUGAGAUUGUUGGUUGAUGCUGUGGUUUUGUCUAAUGAAAGCAUUAUGGAAUGUGAUGCCUGUUUGUGCCAAUUUCACUUUAAAACUAGAUCAGAUUUAAUGACUUGGAGAACCCAUAGGGAUGGUACAAGUUUUUAUGAACUUUAAGUUUUUAUGAGUUUUUACUAACCAAAAAAAAAUGGACCACUUUAUAUUAGACAAUAUUUUUAUAUGUAGGUAGCCACUACAGUUUAAUUUGUAUAGUGAAUUAUAAUUACCAGUUGAAUGAGAGAACCUUUUGCAACGGUCUGCCUUGUCACAUGUGGUCUUUCAGUUAAAAACUUUGUAAUAUUUUCUUUUGUAUGAUCAUAACCUUGACCUAUUCAUGUGGGAUUUGAAAGCUUGUAGAAGGUUUUUUUUUUAAUCUGGCUUGUUUUCUUCAGCAUACUGUUUUUAAUCCUGUGGAUUUCAGUUGAUGGAUUUAAAAAUACAUAUCUAGCCUACUAUCUAUAUCUGACCAAACCGCAUGAAGGUGGUAGAAAACCAUCGGCCUACAUGGGAAAAAACUGUUACAUUGUGAAAACGCUCUUGAGCCUCAGUCACAGCAUACCUUGCCUGUACAGUACAGGGGUGCAUUUCUGGAAAGUGUGGUUGUUGACAGUUAGCAACUUUGGUAGUUGCCAAUGGGAAAUUGCAUUGCAACCAACAAAGUAGCUAACAAAGUUAGCAACUUUCCAGAAAUGCACCCCAGAUCAUAAUCUGCCAAAUGCCUAACAGUUGUGGGUGUGAGACCAACCGUAGCAGCCUGCUCCUCCGAAAUAGUCAGUACAUUCCCAGAGGACUGUUUUUAUGUCAUUUGGUAUUGUUUAACUUUGUCUAGAUAAACUAAACUAAAUUGUUUUUGUUUUAUCUUAACACUGUUAGAUAAUGCCACUAAGAGUACAGUUUUUUUCCUUCUUAUUUUUAUAGCAGAAAAAGAAAAUAGUGGAGGUUGAAGAGUGCUUUUAUUCCCUUUUGAGAAUUGACCACUAAUAUCUAUUAAAGCACUGCAUCCAAACUGA
Engraulis encrasicolus (European anchovy) is the source of this 3350-nucleotide messenger RNA. RefSeq names its product guanine nucleotide binding protein (G protein), alpha inhibiting activity polypeptide 3 (gene gnai3). Gene Ontology annotation, molecular function: GTPase activity; G-protein beta/gamma-subunit complex binding; GTP binding. Gene Ontology annotation, cellular component: heterotrimeric G-protein complex. The transcript has 9 exons. Lineage: Eukaryota; Metazoa; Chordata; Actinopteri; Clupeiformes; Engraulidae. The coding region runs from base 643 to 1707 and encodes 354 amino acids. The record is from RefSeq and is a predicted model, not a curated record. Gene Ontology annotation, biological process: adenylate cyclase-modulating G protein-coupled receptor signaling pathway.